Molecule: messenger RNA, 2151 nt
Organism: Juglans microcarpa x Juglans regia
Lineage: Eukaryota; Viridiplantae; Streptophyta; Magnoliopsida; Fagales; Juglandaceae
Product: exocyst complex component EXO70H1-like
Exons: 1
Coding region: 166-2010 (614 amino acids)
Biological process (GO): exocytosis
Cellular component (GO): exocyst
Molecular function (GO): phosphatidylinositol-4,5-bisphosphate binding
Source: RefSeq, a predicted model, not a curated record
CUUCCAUCAAGCAAUAUUCCAAAUCUCUCGCAUAGCAGACUACGCCAGAGCAAGAAUCUACAACCCAUCUCUUUUUCACAGCUCUCGUACUCUGUUUAAAUCUAAUCUGAAAAGAUUGAAAAAACAAAUACCGAAGAUUAUACAGUGACUGCCAAGAAAAUCGGAAUGAGGAAUCAUUUCUUGUUCAAAUCUUCACCUCCAUCUAAAACAAUCCCACCUCCUUCACCCUCCCGCACUACUUUCUCUGAAUCGCUAAUGAAUGAAAACAUGGAAAUAGCAGAGUCCCUUAUUAUAAAGUGGAGCACGGACGCUUCCUCUUACGUCAAAAUCGCCUCCCUUUUCCACGACGACCGUACUGAAUCCAAACAGUUCCUACACUCCGUCAGAGACCUGCAGUCCGCCAUGAAAUAUUUUGUUACCCAAAACGCGGCUUCCGAAAAGCUUGUCAGGGCCCAGACCUUGAUGCAAAUGGCUAUGAAGAGGUUGGAGAAGGAGUUCUAUCAGAUUUUGUCCGCCAAUCGGGCGCGCCUGGAUCCCGAAUCGGUUUCGGCCCGCUCCUCUAGAUCCUCGGCGGCGAGGUCUAGCGUUUCCGACCUGGAGGAUGAUGAGUCGGAGGACGAGUUUCGUGCCGUUGGCGAGUCGGUAUCUGAGGUGGAGCGAGCUUCGAUGAUUGCGAUGGCGGACUUAAAAGCUAUUGCAGACUGUAUGAUAGCUUCUGGUUAUGGGAAAGAGUGCGUGAAAAUCUACAAAAUAAUACGUAAAUCUAUCAUCGAUGAGGCUUUGUAUCAUCUCGGGGUUGAGCGGCUGUCUCUCUCGAAAGUGCUGAAGAUCGAUUGGGAGGUUUUGGAGCUGAAGAUCAAGAAGUGGUUGAACGCUGUGAAAAUGGCCGUGAAAACUCUCUUUUAUGGAGAGAGGGUUCUGUGUGACAGCGUGUUUUCGGCUUCGGAAUCGAUCAGAGAAUCGUGCUUCGCUGACAUUUCCAGAGAGAGCGCGAUGAGCUUGUUUGAGUUCCCGGAAAUCGUAGCAAAGAGCAAGAAAUCCCCCGAGAAAAUGUUUCGUAUGUUGGACAUGUACGAAGCUAUCUCUGAUUCCUGGCCAGAGAUCGAAUCUAUUUUUUCGUAUGAAUCGACCUCAGUCGUUCGAUCACAGGCAGUUUCUUCUCUGGUCAAGCUCGGUGAGGCGGUGCGCACGAUGCUAACGGACUUCGAAACCGCCAUCCAAAAGGACCCGUCGAAGAGUCCCGUCCCCGGAGGUGGGGUUCACCCGCUCACACGCUACGUGAUGAACUACAUCUCCUUCCUAGCCGAUUACAGCGGCGUCCUCGCCGACAUCGUCACCGACUGGCCUUUAACAUUGCAUUCACCGUUACCAGAAUCCUGCUUCGACAGCCUAGAGUCCGACGAUAGUCUGAUUUCCACUCGAAUUGCGUGGUUGAUCCUCAUCCUCCUCUGUAAACUCGACGGCAAAACUGAGCUCUACAAGGAUGCGGCACUCUCGUACCUGUUCUUAGCCAACAACCUCCAAUACGUCGUCGGCAAGGUGCGCACGUCGAACCUGAAACUCCUCCUCGGCGAGGAUUGGGUGACGAAGCACGAAUCAAAGGUGAAACAGUACGCAUCCAACUACGAGCGGAUGGGCUGGAACAAGGUAUUCUCUUCGUUGCCCGAAAAUCCGACGGCUGAGAUUUCACUGGAGCAAGCGAGGGAUUGUUUAAAGAAAUUCAAUUUGGCGUUUGACGAGGCGUAUAGGAAACAGAGUGCAUGGAUUAUUACGGACCCGAAACUCCGGGACGAAAUCAAAAUAUCGGUGGCGAAGAAGCUUAGAUCGGCGUACCAGGAGUUUUACAACGAGUAUCGGGGCAAGUUGAGGUUCGGAUCUGGAUCUUUGGUCAGAUAUACCCCAGAUGAUUUAGGGAAUUACUUGUCGGAUCUGUUCUAUGCGACCGGAAGUGCAGGGAGUGUUUCGUCAUCUUCUUCGUCUUCCCACUCUCGUGGUGGGCAAAGCCAUUGAGAUUUUUGGGCUCGUGUUUUUUGUGCAUAAAAAACAAAAGAAAACUCAAAGUGAAAAUAAUUUUGUACACGUAUAUAGAGAUUGAUACAUCUGAUCUGGAUCAGCAACAAUACAGAUACUACAAAAUUCUUUGAUUUUUAA